AUGUCGGAUCCAGGUACCCCUAUGUUCGUUGACGACGACGAGUCCAUCGCCUCUUUCUCUCCUAUGCAGGAAACACCAUCGGCUCCACAUCCCCGUAUCGCAGCUUUGGAACGUGCUGCUGAAGCUAUGGAUGGCCUGUAUGUUAUACACUUCGUCAUCCUUUUGUUAUGCUCUUCCCCGUCCUUUUGUUAUGCUCUUCGCCCCCCUUUUCUCUAUACUCGCUGUCGACGAUCCUCUUUCUGCCGUUGCCUUUCAUAUACCACGUCUUGUGGGAUGACAUAUUCACCGGGAGGCUAUGAAGAACAACUAUGAGAGGGUUGUGCAAAGAGACACAGGAGAGUUAUUGAGUCUCCUGUCUCUCUUUGUAUUACCCAUCAUACUCUUCAAGUCCUUGUGGAGAGCACACUUGCUCUCGAGUCUCUUGGAUGUAGGGCUCAGUGGUCUAGCGUCGCAGAGGAAACUCGACAGCAAUGCUGUUGGCGUCACUCGGAAAUUAGCAACGGGAUGUGUGCCUGAAAAGCUAUGUCCGACUGCUCGAUCGAUGCCUUAUGCUUUCCCCGAUAGCCCUAACCCUAUGGUUCGGUUAAGAUUUGAGCUCCGCCGUCCCCCACUAAUCGAAGGCUCCGGUCGCUGAAUACUGAAGCAGCGAAGAAGCUCAAUCUCCCGCUCGCGAGCCCUCCCUCACGCCCACUCCCUCGGUCGCUCCUGCUCCUGCUGAAGACGACACCGCCGCCCAGUCUCCUCCACCUGAUCCAAAUUCUCUCGAGGAGCUCACUCGCAACCUAAUUCGCAAGGUACCACUCGGAACCAGAGCACGCCUCGCAGCUGAAGCAGCCGAGAAAGCCAAGAUGCCUGUCGAGAAGGAGUUCCCACCAGAGCCAACACAGAAACCCAUCGACAAUACCCUCGCGCAACGUCUUCGCAACGACGCCCCUCUGCGUGAAAACGAGCAGCUCACCCUCGAAAAUAUGAUCAAUAUCCUUAAUCCUCGUCCUCGCGACGACCCAACUGCAGCGGCUCCUCGCGAGGCUUCGAUCCCCGCCAUCGCCCAAUAUCUACCAGGUGCGGCUCCGGAUGACGGCAACAGAGGCUUCGUAUUGGGUCCUGGCGAAGUCUCCAUUCAUUCCAAGAAGGGCUAUGAAUGGGUCUUCUCCGAGGUUGAUUUUCGCAAAGCCUCCAAAGACUUUGCAAAGCUCCUCGAUGAGCACAAACCAAUUACUCGCACCAAAGCCCAGCGCGACGCUGGCAACACGAUCAAGUGGAAGUUCGAGUUGGUCCCCAAUGAGGAGAACCCAACUGACCUUCGCCUUCGAUCUUUCAAGUGGAUCGUAAGUGAUCCUCACCUCUAUCAUCUCCCCCGUUCAUUCGUGGUAUACUGACCUUUCAAAGAACCCUGCUAGCAAGGCCAAGCUCAAGGUUAGCGACUUGGAGCGUGAUGUCGGAGAGAACCCACCAUUCAACCAGAUGUACGAUCUGUUCUUCCGUAUCAUCACCAACAACGCAACAGACUUCGGUCCUGUUGCUGGAGUCUCCAUCGAGGACAAGGACGUUGUCGCCAACGACAAGCGUUUUGUUGCCAGAACCAUAGGUGUACUCAUUCUCACCGAGGAACACGGUGCUAUGGAUGCUGUCGGUCGCUUCUUGGAGAUGCUUUACCUCCGAAUGGGCCAACGUUUGUGGGAUUACAUCCGAGGCAACCCAGAGACCUGGAUUAACAUUGCCACUCGCAUUCAAUCGCCCAUCAUCUUCCGCGAGGCAAUCAUCCAUUGUGUUGGAAAGAUCGACUCACGUUACCAGCGAAUUAACCCCGCGCAAUUCCGUAACAAGGGACCUGUCUUUCUGGCAAUCGAGAAAUUGAUCCAGAAGAAGAUCGAUCAACUUAAAGUGUUGAAGAAGAAGACCGAGGAGGACCUCAUCAAUUUCUGGCCAGUGGCGAUGUAUCAUCCGCACUCUUCGAACGCCUAUAUCCCGGAUAGAACGGUCUACUCGUCUGACAUCUACCUGUACCAAGGCAAGUUACUCUCUGCCCUCUUCUUCUUGACCACCUUACUAACUUUCCACAGCCCGUAGUAUCUGGAUGCAAUACAUCGCCAAUGCCUUCCUUCGCGACUACCAUCAUCGGGCCGAUGAUGGAGGCAUCCGUCUCUACCGAACCAUUGCGACGGGCGGUGUGACUUACCUCACACCCGCCUCGCUCCACAACUUUACCUCCCGAUUCGCGAUGUCGGCUCGUGCUUUGGAGAUCUUGACGAAGGCGGUGGAGGACUGCAAGACCGAGGCGGCCGAGUACAUGAAGGAGCUGACGAGAGAUAACACUCAGGGUCAGUCCAACGACAAGGCCAGGCUGGGUUAUCUCACCUGUGUCUGGGUCGAGGACGAUGAGUUUCCUUUCUGA
Molecule: messenger RNA, 2395 nt
Organism: Hymenoscyphus albidus
Lineage: Eukaryota; Fungi; Ascomycota; Leotiomycetes; Helotiales; Helotiaceae
Source: the annotation of a GenBank genome assembly